GGUAUUUGCAGAGCGACGCGGCGCUGUAGUCGCCGACUUGAGAAGUCGGUGGUAUUGUCAUUGUUUUCUUUAGUUUUUUUUCCCCCCUUUGUUUAUCUUCAAUUAAAGUUCUAUUCUGUUAUCUUUAAAUAAAUUCAGUGAUAUUUCUCAAUUAUAAUGGAAAUUCUAUGAAGAUUGAAAUUUUUUUUAGUGCAAUUAAAUCGAGUAACAUCCUGUGCAUUAUUCCAAAAUGGCCGCAUCCUUUUUGGUUGGUCCUUAUGUUAUGUGCAAAAGUAUUCGAGAAAAUAAAAUAAUUUACCUUAUUAUUAGUGAUAUUUAAAGAAACGUACCUUAAUGUAUCUAUAAUAAGUGUGUUUUUUUUUAUCGUGUGAACGCGUUUAAUAAAACAUAACCAUGUCGGUAAAUAUGCAGCAUAAUAGACGAAAGAAAAAGCGAGUUAAUUAUGGUGUAAGGGCGGUGGAAUUAUCUCGUGGUGCAAAGGGUUUUGGAUUUACAAUAUCGGGUCAACAACCAUCAAUUCUUAGUUGUAUUGUACAAGGUAGUCCUGCUGAAAUUGCAGGACUACGAGCUGGUGAUUAUCUAGUCGCUGUGAAUGGACAUAAUGUGAGUAAAGCACCACACGACGAUGUUGUCAAAUUAAUUGGCAAUUCUAAAGGUAUUCUGAGACUUGAAAUUGCUGAGAAUUAUUAUUCAGACUCAUCGGAUGAAGAAGGUUUAGCGACAGUGAGAUCGAAAAAAUAUUCACACAAAAUUCGUUCCAAUAAUGUUGGUACAAUUCAACCAUUGUAUAGAAUUGCAAAUGUUGUUCGUGAUUUGCAAACUGGAGCAAUGUUCAGUGGACGAAGUGUACAUCCAAAUAAAAUUCAAUGUUCAAUUCCACCACCGCCCGUUUCACAUAAAAGAGAUUCAGAAAAAAUUGUUCAUCGUACAGUUGUUGGAUAUUUGGGAACAAUUGAUAUUCCUGAUCAAUUACAUCCAUCCUCAAUGAUGGAAGUUUUGAAAAAAUGUAUAAAAAGACUAAAGGCUGAGAAAAGGACACCAACGACAGUACUUUUAACAAUUCACGUUGCAAAUAUAAAAUUAACAAAUUCUGAGAAUCGUGUUGUCGCCGAAUAUCCAUCAUAUCGAAUAAUAUUUUGCAAUUCAUUCUCAGAACAGGAUAAACAGUAUUUUGGAAUUUUAACAAAAUCCGUAAAGGAUACAGAUGAUAUUGUUUCAAAUUCUUGUCAUGUUUUUACAAUUUACUAUAAACUCACUGAUCAUGAUGUACAUUCAAGUACAUGUAAUGUUUUUGGUUUCACAUGUACAAAAACAUCGGAAUUAAAUGUUUGUCAAGAAUUUCCCGACAGUUGUGUGAGUUUAAUUGGUGCAAUUCAAACAUUAUAUAUUUCUGACACUGUUGAUCCUGAUGCAAAUCCUUAUGAGAGUCGUCGUCAUCAGGAGACAGCAUCACCACAGCCAAGUAAUAUUAGUACAUCGACUGCACAUUCAAGUAAUAGCGAUUCUGGAAUUGGAUUUAAAGAUGAUUAUGGAAGUCAUUCGGAUAGAAAUAUUGUUGCCGAUUUUCCACAGAGGCAUUGCGGACCAUCGAUUUCACAGAGGUCGGGAGUUGUGCCACUUUCGGUAAUGAAUAAUGAUACACUAUCAGGAUCAAGAUUAGGAGUACGAGCAACAACCGAUCAAAGAUGGAAUGACCUGUCUCGUGUAAAUCGUUCACGUGACUCUGAUUUUUCAUUUGAUCCAAGUGCAAUGGACUUUCGUAAAAAAUCCGAUGACAAUAAUUGUUAUUCGUUGGCAAUGUCGCAUAGCACAAUUAGCGCACGUUCCGAGGGUCAAAGCGUGCUAUUGAGAAGUGGAGGGGAAUCCACCACCUGCCCGGGACCAUCUGCUUCGAUGCUUGUGCAGCAGCAGCAACAGCAGCAGGGGUUGGGAAGUUCGUCAGUUGGAUCAUUGGCUUCUGUUUGUGGAAGUACAUCGACAAUGUAUCACGAUUUUGAGGAAGCAAUGGAAAUUGCAAAAAAUCAUACAAUGCAGUGCGAUGAAAUGACGGAGGAUUUAAGUUUGUGCAAUAAACUUAGUCCAAAAGUUUAUGCAGUUUCAAAAUCAUUUGUUCAUAGUAUGGAGGAUUUAAAACCUGGCGAUGAUUAUUCAACGACAUUUAUGCAUUCAUUCCCAAGUAAAAACGAUAAAACAAGACCGUGGUGUAGUCUUCAGGAAAUAAGAAAGGUCGAGGAUUGUACCAGUCGUAAUUGUAUGCAUGGAAGUACAGAAUCUUGUGACAAAACUGCCAAUUGUAAUGUACAUUCGUGGGCUUCCGGUUUCGAAAAACUAUUAGGAGAUCCGAAAGGAUUGCAAACUUUCGCUGAAUUUUUGAAGAAAGAAUUUAGUCAUGAAAAUAUUUACUUUUGGGCAGCAUGCGAAAGAUAUACGGAUACUGAAGACCUCGCGAGUCGACGAAGAUUAGCUCGGCAAAUAUAUCAGCGUCAUUUAUCAGCAACCGCUGCAGAACCUGUUAAUGUUGACAGUCAUGCAGCUGGACAAAUCACUCAAGAACUCCUUAAUUCAGCUCCUGCUGAUCUCUUCAUGCAGGCACAAAAGCAAGUAUUCAAUCUAAUGAAAUUCGACAGUUAUCCAAGAUUUUUGAGAUCGGAUUUAUAUCGUCGAUGUUUGGAAACGGGAAACAGUGUUAUUGGUACUGAAGAUCGGGAUUUAAGUUUAACGAGUUCUCCGAGUGUGAAACUAAAGAAAAGUCAUUCCGACGCUGAAGAUCGUUGUCGGAAAUCGAUUCUCCCUUGGCAUAGAAAAAAUAGAUCAAAGUCGAAGGACCGAGGAGAGUCAGAGUAUGUUCAGACCCCUAGUCGUAGUGAGACUAUAUACAAGAGUUUUACAACUAUUAAAAGGGAAGCGGAGGGUAAUAACAAUGAGGACAGUAUAUCUAUAUCCAGCAGUAGAUCGUCAUUAGCGUCAUGGGAUCUGGCAUUGAGGCAAUCGUUUAACAAGCAUUCUGUGUCGUCCUAUGAAGGGCAUUCGAACGAAACAAAAGAGAUACACACGAAAUGUACUGGUUUGUGCCGAGUAAUAUUACCCGAUGGUUCCACAACUGUUGUGCCUACUUGCCAAACGGAGACGAUUAAAGAAGUAGUUACUCGUUUACUCGAUAAGCGAGCACUACGAUUUUCUAACUAUGACGUACUUGUACUUGUCACAGAUGAGAUAAUUAAUCUGAAGUACCCGUCAACGGUAUUAUCGGGGCAAGAAGUUGAAGUGGUACCAUCGAAAGUAUUAAAAGUCGAUUUACCAUCACGAAGAAUAAUAACGGUUGUUGCUCAUAAAGGUCGAACAUUAAGAGAAGUAUUGAGACCUCUUCUUAAUAAAUAUGGUUUCAAAUUGGAAUUGAUAACAAUCUGGGGCGAGGGACAUCCACUUUCGGCAGACACACCUGCAAUAAAUGCACCUACAAGACUUGUUCUCACUUCCAAUAAUGAAGAUAUAUUCCGGGAUGUUCAGCCAAAAACAUCAGAAAAGGUUUCACAAGGUCAACCAACACUGGAUGAAAUCACAAACAAAGUCUUUGAGGAACUGCUAGUUGGAAAAAGUACAAAUAAAUAUCAAUAUAGUGAAGGCUCCUGUAAGUCGGAUGACCAACGAUCGGAUAGUUCAUCGAUUCUUUCAAACAAAUUUUUUAUGAGAGAUUCAUCGAGUCAUGGAAAGAAAAAAUCAAAAUCUAAAAGCGUCAGUUCCAGUGAUAAAGGAUCUUGGAACGAUUGUGGACACGAGGAAAAUACUCGUUCUUAUCCACCACUUAUCGCUAAAUGGAGAAAUGGAGUUAAACUUCAAUUGCCUAGCAAAUUUGAUGGCGAUGAUCUAUACGAAGGAUUGAAAAGAGCACAAAGAUCAAGACUUGAAGAUCAAAGAGGGACUGAAAUUAAUUACGAAUUGCCGGAUUUUUUAAAGAACAAGGAGAAUGGAAAAAUUCUGGACAGCAAAAAAAUGCGGAAAGUACGGGGUACAUCUGUCAAUUACGAUGGCCACACAAAGUUUUACGAUUCCUCUGAGGAAAAGCAGAACUUAACAUGUCAUCAGGACAAUAAUAAAAUGCUGACAAAUGGAAAUACAGAAUUAAGGGAAUGCGGCAGCAAUAGUUUCGAUAAUUCUGACAAUUUAGAUGGAACACUCGUCGAUAUUGACCAAACCGUAAUAGUUGAUAAUAAUAGUAGUAGCGGUAGCAAUAGUAAUUCACCGUCAAAAUUAAAUAAUAAUCAAAAUAAUAUAUUUGGCGCUACUUUCGCGUCUAUUUCACCGUCUAAAUUGUCGAAACCACCGCCACUUCCACCAAAACCAAAAAAUUUACAAACAACCAUUUUAAAAAGCAAUUAUAUAAUGUCUUCCAGGCCAUUUCAAAGAAUCGCUCAAAUCAAUCAUGUUAAUCCAAUAAUUGAUUCUGAACAAAAAAAUACAACUUAACAUAAUUUUUUUAGAGAUAAUUUGAUUAUUAGACUGAAAUUUUAUUACGUAAAUGAAAAAUAUUUUCUAAUUGCAUUUUUUUUUCUUUUUUAAUUAAGAAUCGAAUAUUAACGUAUGGAAAGUAUUAAUGACUUAAGAGUAUUAACAAAGUGAUAUUGUAUUUUUUAUACAGAUAUUUCGACUAUUUAAUAACUUAAAAAAAAAAAAUCAGUGCAACGUGAGAGAGAAAUAAUAUUGUGAUAGAAAAAACAAGAAAUUGGCAACUAUUAUCACAGAUUUAGAAUAUUUUUUUUAUCACAAAAAUUCGUAUUCAAGCUUCGAGUUAUGCCAAUAUAUUUUAAUUAACUGACGACUUGUGCCUUACAUUUAUUUUUUAUUGGGAUAAUAUAAAUAUCUAAGUUAGGGACCAACGAGAGUUAUUUAAUACUAACCGAAUGUUAUUAUUCCUGGUUGUACAGGAAAAAGAAAGUAAUAUGUUGUGAAUAAUAGUGAGGAAAAAUUUACUUAUAUAUAUAUAUUAUAUAUAUAUAUUUAUCAACAAUAAUAAAUUAUAUAAAUCGCGUUUUUCAAA
Molecule: messenger RNA, 5035 nt
Organism: Leptopilina boulardi
Lineage: Eukaryota; Metazoa; Arthropoda; Insecta; Hymenoptera; Figitidae
Gene: loco
Product: regulator of G-protein signaling loco
Exons: 13
Coding region: 394-4464 (1356 amino acids)
Biological process (GO): signal transduction
Molecular function (GO): protein binding; GTPase activator activity
Source: RefSeq, a predicted model, not a curated record